AUGUUAAUCUCUGUUACGCUAGGUCUGACGCCUGAUGAAUCAUAUGAUAACAAGAGCGAGGUGAAGGAGAGUUUGGCUUUGGCCUACAAGCAGAACCUUGAAGAUAAUUUGAAAGCAGAACUUAAAGACACCAGCGCCUGCAACAAUAAUCCUUCUCAACCUGCAUCAUCAGAAGACAAUAAAUUUAGGAAAUGGCCUACAACUUGGUGGCAGCAAAUGACUGUCUUGUUCAGCAGAGUGAAGGAGAGGAAGCAUGAGUCCUUCUCUGGCCUCAGGAUUGGACAGGUCGUUGCUGUGGCUUUGCUCUGUGGGUUAUUGUGGUGGCGGUCUUCCUCCGUAGAAGAUCAGACUGGUCUUCUGUUCUUUAUGUCUGGAUUUUGGGGUUUCUUCCCUCUCUUCCAAGCAAUUUUCACAUUCCCGCCAGAACGCAAAAUGCUUGAGAAGGAACGAACUUCUGGCACCUACCGACUUUCCUCCUACUUCAUGUCAAGAAUCCUCGGUGACCUCCCCAUGGAACUUGUUCUCGCCACUGUAUUUAUCACCAUAACAUAUUGGAUGGCAGGUCUCAAAUACACAACAGCAAACUUUUUUCACACAUUGUCAGUUCUUCUCCUCCUUGUCUUGGUAGCUCAAGGAAUGGGACUUGCUCUUGGCGCUGUGGUCAUGGACCAAAAAUCGGCGACAGUACUCGGAUCAGUUCUCAUGUUGUCAUUUCUUCUCGCCGGUGGUUACUAUGUUCAACACGUGCCUCCUUUCAUAGCUUGGAUUAAGUACAUUUGAAUCAGUAAUUAUGCAUACAAGCUGCUAAUAGGGUCUCAGUACACAAGGAGGGAUACUUUCCUCUGUGAUUCAGACGCUACAAGGGUAUGUUUGGCUGGGGAUUCCCCAAAUAUCAAAAGUGUGGGGCUUGAUGGACAAGUGAUUGCUGUGGUGGCUUUGGCUAUAAUGCUUGUGUUUUAUAGACUCGUUGCCUAUAUCGCCCUCAUGAGGAUUGGGGUUACGAAAAGCCACAAAGGCCCAAUUUGGCAUUAUUGUGUUGUGGUCAUAAUUGCUUUUGAAGCUGCUGUGAGCAGAAUUGCUUUUAAAACUGUUGUGAGAAGAAUUAGCUGA
Messenger RNA from Argentina anserina (silverweed cinquefoil), 1110 nucleotides. RefSeq names its product ABC transporter G family member 9-like. Gene Ontology annotation, biological process: transmembrane transport. Gene Ontology annotation, molecular function: ABC-type transporter activity. The record is from RefSeq and is a predicted model, not a curated record. Gene Ontology annotation, cellular component: plasma membrane. The transcript has 2 exons. Lineage: Eukaryota; Viridiplantae; Streptophyta; Magnoliopsida; Rosales; Rosaceae.